Messenger RNA from Mesocestoides corti, 3702 nucleotides. The record is from the annotation of a GenBank genome assembly. NCBI's taxonomy places the organism in Eukaryota, Metazoa, Platyhelminthes, Cestoda, Cyclophyllidea, Mesocestoididae.
AUGAGCUUUGACGAGGAGCAGCUCUCUGACCUAUAUUCAGCCUUUCCCGAAUUGCAGACCAAUGGAGCCAUCUCAGCGGAUGACAUUAGACCCGCUCUGGAGAAACUUGGAUGUGCCAUAGCCGGGCACGAGUUGAGGGAGCUCCAAGGUGGGCGGCGACGGGGCAACGCGCUCUGUGAUCUCGAUGAAUUGUACCACAUCUACAGUCAGGCUAAGGCCAUUAAGAUCGACUCCAAAAAAAUCAUAAAAGAUGCCAUUCUUAAGGGGAUCCGUGAAGCAAAGGCAUAUGAUUCCGAAGUUGGCGGAAAACAUACAGUCACUUAUUCAGAAGAGAAGGCCUUCACAAAUUGGAUAAACAAGCAUCUGAAGGGUGAUCCGGACUGUGAAAGCUUGGGACUAAUUCCGAUUGAUUCCGAGGUCGAUGGACAGCUGUACGACCGCUGCAAGAACGGAAUAAUUCUUGCCAAAAUGAUCAACGUUGCUGUGCCCAACACAAUCGAUGACCGAACUCUCGAAAAGGCUGAGUCACUCAAGGCGAUAUUUAAGAGAAAUGAAAACUUGACAUUGGUUGUGAACUCCGCCGCGGCUAUUGGAUGUUGCAUGGUCAACAUCGGUCCGGAAGAUAUUUCCGGGGGUCGACGACACAUCGUUUGUGGGCUCAUCUGGCAGCUGAUCCGCAAGGCUAUCGUCGACACCAUCACUUUAGCCCAGCACGGCGAACUGGCCUCGCUUCUUUCUCCCGGUGAGACCCUGGAGGAACUUGCUUCCUUGAAGCCCGAGGAACUGCUAAUGCGGUGGGUGAAUUUCCACCUCGCCAACGCUAACAGCACCCGGCGUCUCACCAACUUCACUACUGAUCUUUGUGAUUCUGAAAUUUACGCGAUUCUCAUGGAACAGAUAACGCCCCUCGACCUGCGUGCCCGUCUUAUCAAUUCUAAGGUGAUCAUGGAGGAACCGUCGUUAGAAAAGCGCGCUCAUAUGGUCAUGGAGAAUGCAAAGCUGCUGGAUGCGGGCACCCUUCUCAUUCCUGAGGAUAUCUAUACAGCCAAGCCUGGGAGUCAUAGUGACAAGCUGAACCUGGGUUUCAUUGCAACCCUCUUUAACAUGUACCCUGGUUUGGAAACUCCGGGAGAUUUGAACAUCCAACCGGAGACUCUAGAAGAAAAAACAUACCGCAACUGGAUGAAUUCAAUGGGCGUUACACCAAUUGUGUCAAAUCUCUAUAGCAAUCUUAGCGAUGGUCUCGUUCUGCUUCAAUUGAUUGAUAUUAUUCGACCCGGAACGGUGGACUGGAAGCGUGUGACCACAACCUUCGAUUCGAUGAGGUCGCUCUUCCAGAAGCAGACUAAUUGUGUUCUGGUGAUCGAGUAUUCUGAGAAGAUUGGUAUCAAAUUAGUUAACAUUAGUGGUGAGGAUAUUCGUGAAGGAGCUACAAAACAGAUCCUCGGGCUUUGUUUCCAGUUUAUGAGGGCGUACACCCACAAACUGCUUAAACAGGCCAGCGGCGAAGGUAGUACAGCUCCCAUCGAAGACUCUGAAAUCCUCGCGUGGGUGAACGACCGACUCAAGCUGGUCGGAGAGACACCAAUUAACGGUUUCCGAGAUCCAGCCCUCGCCAGUGCCCGCCCAAUUGUCGCGGUCCUCGAAAGUAUUGUCCCCAAGGGGGCCUCCCGUGGCAUGCUCACGAAUGACGACUUCGCCAACGCUGUCUACGCCCUGUCGUCGUGCCGAAAGGCGGGAGCACGAGUCUACGCCCUUCCCGAGCACAUCUGUACCUGCAACAACAAGAUGAUAGUCACCAUCUUUGCUUGUCUCAUUCGAGGGAUGUGCUGUUCGGUGGAGCGUCAUGAACUGUCGGAGCUGGUCGCGGAUCUCUCAGAGUCUUUUCCUACACUAUACCGAGGCUGGUUACCACGACACCAAGUACGGGAGGCUUUGGAACGAGCUGGGUUCCCUCUUUCUGGAGGAGAUUUUAGAUGUCUAGUGGAGGAAGAGUUUUUGCGACCAGGAUAUGAUCAUAUCUGUGUGGAUACACUCACGGAAAUCCUCAAGAUGCUGCUCAGUAAUCAGGAAAAACAAAAGCUGGUUGAGAAGAAAAGGGAACUUAGAGAGAGAGCUGACCUAAGGGUCUACGAGAGCGAGGACCAGGAGAACUCAACGGCCACAGCAAAACACUCCGUUAGCCCGGCGGAGGAGCGCGCGUUUAUUGAUUGGAUAAACCGCCUGCUGGCCUCUGAUCCUGACCUGAGGCAUCAUCUUCCCAUUGACCAUUCUGUGGACGGACAAUUGUACGAACGAUGCCGUGAUGGUCUUCUUUUAUGCAAACUAAUCAAUGCUGCCGUGCCUGAGACAAUUGAUGAACGAUGCAUCAAUAAAACUCCCAAUAAGGCGAAUAUUUUUAAGAUUAACGAGAACCUGACAUUGGCAGUGAAUUCCGCUGAAUCAAUUGGAUGUUGUGUGGUCAAUGUUGGUCCAGAGGACAUUGAACAAUGCGCGCGUCACCUAGUACUCGGUCUCAUCUGGCAAAUUAUUCGCAUUGGCUUGCUCGGAAUGAUUUCUGUUCAACAUCAUAGUGAGUUCAUUGAUCUUUUGGAACCGGGAGAGACAGUAGAUAACUUGCGGCUCCUGUCACCUGAGGACUUGCUCCUUCGCUGGGUAAACUUUCAUCUGGAAAUGGCGGGCAACACUCACAGGAUGACCAACUUCUCCUCCGAUAUAAUGGAUUCAGAAAUAUACGCCACUCUGCUCCAACAAAUCGCUCCCGAAGACAAACAGGCAUUUCUAAUACCUGUGACAGGAAUCAUGGCUGAGAGCAACAUGUACUGUCGUGCAGAAAUGGUUCUCGAGAAUGCAGAAUUUCUUAGUGCGGCGGCUUUUAUUACACCCGAAGACAUCGUAAAAGCUGCGGAGCGUGGAAUGAAUCGCGACAAACUGCACCUCGUCUUUGUUGCCAAUCUCUUUAAUCUCUACCCGGGUCUUAAGUCGAAGGCUCCCAUGGAUAUUCCUGAGACGCUUGAGGAGAAAACUUAUCGCAACUGGAUGAAUUCAAUGGGUGUAGCGCCCUUUGUCCGUGACCUCUCCAGUGACCUCAGAAGUGGCCUUAUAUUUCUUCAACUCCUGGACGUUCUUGAACCCGGAACUGUGGCUUGGAAUAAGAUUGUCCGUGUCUUCGACCCAAAGCGACAAAUCUUCCAGAUGCAAGACAACUGUGCCUAUGUGGUUGAGUAUGCCAAUUUGCUAAAUGUUAACGUUGUCAAUUUAAGUGGAGAAGACCUCCGUACUGGCGAGAGGAAAUUGACCCUGGGGCUCACAUUUCAGCUGAUGCGUGCGUACACCAUGAAGAUGCUCUCUGAAUUGCACCAGUGUUGUGGUCACCUCGUUGAAAAGGACAUACUUGCGUGGGCCAAUGAGAGACUGGUUUCUGUGGGAGCCCCGAUGCUUGCCAGCUUCCGUGACUGCAGCAUCUCAAGCGGAGUCCCGGUUAUGAACCUCAUUAAUGCAAUUAAGCCCCACUCGAUAGACAAGUCUAUGGUGUUGAAAGACAAGCUAGCAAACUGUCGCAUUGCAAUUAGCACGGCGCGUAAAAUCGGGGCUCGCGUUUACGCUCUCCCAGAGCAUCUGAGAGAUGUGAAUCCAAAAAUGAUUAUGACGGUUUUCGCCUGUCUUAUGGCCCUUGACUUGCAACUUAACGGGGUGCAGUAA